This is a messenger RNA of Neogale vison (American mink), 1855 nucleotides long. RefSeq names its product FtsJ RNA 2'-O-methyltransferase 1 (gene FTSJ1). Gene Ontology annotation, cellular component: cytoplasm. Lineage: Eukaryota; Metazoa; Chordata; Mammalia; Carnivora; Mustelidae. The transcript has 13 exons. Gene Ontology annotation, molecular function: tRNA methyltransferase activity. Bases 134 to 1285 code for a protein of 383 amino acids. The record is from RefSeq and is a predicted model, not a curated record. Gene Ontology annotation, biological process: tRNA methylation; cytoplasmic translation.
GCAGUCCGCGAGCCGAGCUGCGUCGACACAAGAUGACGGCAACUCACGUUGUACGUUCAGGUCUGGUCCGCGCGGUGCCGGAGACUUCGUGCUCCACGAUGACAGGCUCAACACGCCGCGGGAGCCCGUAGGCAUGCGCGACAGGCUUUCGGACAGACUGAGAACACAAACUGAAGCCUUACAGUUUCUGGCGGGACUGCGCUUUCGCCGAGUCUCGGGCUGCUCACGGACCGGUCUCUUCGUGCCCCUUCUCCCUAUUCCGAAAGCUGAGGUCCCUGGGCAAACCGCGUGUGAGAUGGGACGGACAUCGAAGGACAAGCGGGAUGUCUACUACCGCCUGGCCAAGGAGAAUGGCUGGCGUGCCCGCAGCGCCUUCAAGCUGCUGCAACUUGACGAGGAAUUCCACCUUUUCCAAGGCGUGACACGGGCAGUUGACCUGUGUGCAGCCCCGGGCAGCUGGAGCCAGGUGCUGAGCCAAAAAAUCGGGGGCCAGGGUUCCGGCCAUGUGGUGGCUGUGGACCUUCAGGCUAUGGCUCCAUUACCAGGUGUGUUACAGAUCCAAGGGGACAUCACCCAGUUGUCCACUGCCAAGGAGAUCAUCCAGCACUUUGAGGGCUGCCCAGCGGAUCUAGUGGUGUGCGACGGGGCUCCUGAUGUAACUGGCCUCCAUGAUGUUGAUGAGUAUAUGCAGGCCCAGCUCCUCCUAGCCGCUCUCAACAUUGCUACACACGUCUUGAAGCCAGGAGGCUGCUUUGUAGCCAAGAUCUUCCGGGGCCGGGAUGUCACCCUGAUCUACAGCCAGCUACGUGUCUUCUUCUCCAGUGUGCUCUGUGCCAAGCCCAGGAGCAGCCGCAACUCCAGCAUAGAGGCCUUCGCUGUCUGUCAGGGUUAUGACCCCCCUGAAGGCUUCCUUCCGGACCUGACCAAACCCCUGCUGGAUCACUCUUACGAUCCAGAUUUCAACCAAUUGGAUGGUCCCACUCGCAUCAUUGUGCCAUUUGUGACCUGUGGGGACCUGAGCGCCUAUGAUUCAGACCGCAGUUACCCACUGGACCUAGAGGACGGCUCAGAGUACAAGUAUACUCCACCCACGCAACCCCCCAUCUCGCCACCAUACCAGGAGGCCUGCACAUUAAAGAAGAAAGGGCGGCUGGCCAAGGAGAUCCGUCCCCAGGACUGCCCCAUCAGCACAGUGGACACGUUGUCCCAGCCCCUGCCUCUUCCACAACGCCGCACCCUGCUGGCCUCUGAGGUGGAAGACAAUGAAAUGAAUUGUUCACCUUGAUACGUUCAGGUAGCUGGCAGUCAUAUAUCUCAGAAGCUGUUUGCUGUCGGGAAAAUGAGAACCUGCGUUGGUGAACUGGUUUUCAGCGGUCUCAUCAGCAGGUCCUGAACACCCGGGUCCUGAACACCCAGGCCCCGAGUGGUGCAGCAACCACCAGGAGCACGGCAAGGAAAGCAACAGCACAGAAUGCCUGUCUACACUGCAAGAGGGGAUUUUUGAGCGAGGCCUUGCCUCCUCUCUCUGUCUUUCCAGAGGUGUCCUGAUUAUGUCCAGAGUUUACGCCCAAAACAGGAGUUCUUAACCUGGAUAGAAAUCAGGGGUAUCUGUGAACCUGAUGGAGGGAAAUAUUACAUCUUUGUUUUCACUAAGAGAACUGAAAUUUCACUGGUUAGAACUGAAAUUUAGCAUUACCCCCCAAUACGAAUGCUGGCAACAAAUCUCAGUAGUAAAGGCAGUGCCCGUUAGCCUCCCACCGAUCUUGAAAUGCUGUUCACAUUUGUCACUACUUUGAAUUAUGGAAGACCUUAUAAUUGGAUGCACUAAUAAAGAAGUCCAUAUAUUAUUACUGUA